AUGGCUAAGCCAACAAGUGCAACUCCAUUUAAAAUUCGUGAGAGUACACGAUUUUAUCCUUACUUUAAGGAUUGCAUUGGAGCUAUGGACGGUAGACAUAUCCCAGCAAUGGUAGAGAAAAGAAAUGCAGCCGUUUAUCGGAAUCGAUAUGGAAUUACAUCUCAAAAUGUGUUAGCGGUUUGCAACUUCGACUUGGAGUUCAUAUACGUGCUCAGUGGAUGGGAAGGGUCUGCUCAUGAUUCGAAAAUACUUAACGACGCAAUGACAAAAAGAAAUGGACUGAAAAUACCGCAAGAAUGCCGUUCAGAUGAGUUUCCGGUCGAGGAAGAGGAAGAGGAAGAUAGCCAUCCAUCAACGCUUGUAAAUGACGAUGAAAUUUUGACACAACAAACUCAAGAACAACAACGUCAAGAAGCUAAUGUAUGGAGAAAGAGUAUAGCGGAUGAUAUUGCACGAGAACUCAUGGUUAGAUAUCUGAUUGGUUUCCCUCAACACUUUCAGGGAAUUGUUACAUUUUACCUUUUUACCGAACAUGCUGAUUUUACUGCUACUCCAACUGUUGAUGUUGCUUCUUGGUGGACACAGUUUAGAGGUCUUGUGAGAGUCCAAUCUCAAAUGGUCUUCUUACAGCCCACUAGAGAUCCAGGGAGGACAAGAAUGGAAACUGCAGUCAUGACAAAAUCGAGGGAAAAGGAAGAAAAUACGCUGCUACCAUCAUCGGCGAUGGUGAUUGAUGGCAGGGAUGAAGAUGACAUGAAGUUAAUGCUCGGAGUAUGGAAGCUGUUGGAUGAUGAAUCCAGGGUAUUGUUGGUGCUGCUUGGGUUUGUAAUGGCAGUGACGUGA
Papaver somniferum (opium poppy) is the source of this 843-nucleotide messenger RNA. RefSeq lists its product as uncharacterized. Bases 1 to 843 code for a protein of 280 amino acids. Lineage: Eukaryota; Viridiplantae; Streptophyta; Magnoliopsida; Ranunculales; Papaveraceae. The transcript has 7 exons. The record is from RefSeq and is a predicted model, not a curated record.